Molecule: messenger RNA, 1608 nt
Organism: Iphiclides podalirius (scarce swallowtail)
Lineage: Eukaryota; Metazoa; Arthropoda; Insecta; Lepidoptera; Papilionidae
Source: the annotation of a GenBank genome assembly
AUGGUGGUUUUUGCUUUCGGUGCCGUUGUCAAGGAGGAGUUGCCAAUAGCAUGGCCCAAGAAGUAUUCGUUUGAAAAAAUAAGAAUAUCGGUCACGGGUGGCUUAGUGGAGAAUAUGAAAGUAUGGCACACCAGUAAUAGGUCGAGAAUUGACUACAAUAACGGUGCAGUGAAAACAUUCACGGUAUCUUUCGCAUUCGAAAAUGAAUAUGGCAUCAAAUACGAGGUCCACCCGGUUACAAACCAACAGGACACUAAUGAAAUGGUUUGUAAUAAACGGCAUGGUUCCAGCUCUAAUCGUAUUGAAGCAGAAACAGGCUUACCAACGCUAAUGAAAGAAUAUAAAUACAUAGGUGUAGAUACAUUAAGAGGAGAUAAUUAUUCGAUUUAUUAUUGUGAAGAAGUCGACGUAACCAAUGACAAAUAUACACUAACCGUGAAUCAUGAUGAAGAAAACAAUAUUUGGAUACCAAUCAGAUAUGAGAAAAUUGAGUAUAACAUCUGGCUAGAGAGCGUUCAAAAUCAUGAAGUAUGGGAAUUCCACAAUUUCCAAACAGAUUUCGAUGACGACAUAAUAUUUGAUACAUCAGAAUAUGACUGUGACAAAAGCUCUGUGAUGUACACUUUAGACGACGAAAAAGUUACUAAGUCCUUACUUCUCAUGGAUCCUGAAAACAUUAAACACGUAGAUCAUGCUUUUGAGACAUUCAAACGGAAGCACGACCGAGUUUAUUCGGAUGAUGACGAACACGCAAUGCGAAAAAGUAUUUUUUUAAACAACAUGAGACGUGUUAUUGCCACCAACAGGCUGAAUCUCGGUUACAAGCUGUCUAUAAAUAAAUUUGCCGAUCGAACGCCCGACGAGAUGAAACGUUAUACAGGCUUGAAAAAAAGGAGUAAAAAUGAUUUUGGCACUAUUUCUUUCCCAUACAGUGAUACGCAAGUCAAAGAAAUAGUCGAAACCUUGCCGAAGAACUUCGACGCUAGAGUUUUGGGGCUUGUCACCCCCGUUCGUGAUCAAAAGGAGUGCAAGAGUUGUUGGUCAUUUGGCGCCACCUCUGCUGUCGAAGGUGCGCUCGCCAGGAGCAAUGGCGGGAGACUGUUAAGACUAAGCAACCAAGCACUUAUUGAUUGCGCAUGGAGUUUUGGCGCCGAAGGAUGUGACGGUGGGUCUGAUACUGCCGCUUACAAUUGGAUAACGAAGUACGGUAUACCUACUGAGGAAGAAUAUGGGAUAUAUAAUAACAGGGACGGAUUAUGCCGCAUCGGUAAUAUGACGGACGUUUAUAAAAUUCGCGGAUUCACCGAUGUCACUCCAUUAAGCGUGGACGCUUUGAAGGUGGCCGUUGUCAAUCAUGGACCACUAUCAGUGUCAAUGCAUUGUCCUGAAAAUCUUAUUCUGUAUUCCGGCGGAAUUUUUUAUGACCAAACGUGUGAUUCGAAUCUGAACCACGAAGUCACUUUGGUGGGCUAUGGGGAAAGAGAUGGCGAAACUUAUUGGAUCAUUAAAAACUCGUGGGGUAGUCACUGGGGGAUGGAUGGUUACUUCCACAUCACGACUCGAGACAACAACUGCGGCAUUACUACGGAAGCUACAUAUCCUGUGUUU